CUCCAGAAGGGGGAGGGGGAGAGCGCGGAAGGAUACGGAGGCGCUGGCUGCGGGAGGCGCGUGUGGAAGGGGGCCGGGCGCGCCGGUGACGGGGGAUUCUCGCGAGAAGUGGAGGACGGGAAGAAGUCCCGGCCGCGCCGCCGCUGUGGGGACGGGCCCGGGGCCUGAGGCGGGAGCGGGGCCGGGGCCCGGGCCCCACCGGGACCUCACUGCCCGCCCCGCGGGGGCUGCCCGGCACCCCGAGCCGCAGAGGGCCCGAGGCCCCUUCCUAGAGAAGCGCUGAGGCCUGCGGGCCGGCGGCGUGCCCUCCCCGGGGAGGGCUGGAAAGAGCAUCCGGGACAGGCAAAAGGGCCUCCGGGAGCGCGGUGGGCGGCACCGAGAGCGGUGCCAGUGACACCUCGCACCCUGCGGGGGUGCCAUGUGGCUCAGUGUCCCUCGCCCGGGGGUGGUGGAGCGGGACCGGCACGCAGCAGUUCAUUUUUAGGCCUGGGAGGCCGUGUAGACAAAGUACGCCAAGUAGAUAAGAGCAUGGCUGCGUAAUAAAGGUUUAAACCGUCAAAACAGCCUUUCGUUGGUAGAGCAAAGUGUCUCGCGUGCCAGGCUCGCCAAGCACAGCCGCGGCAGGGAGCGCGAGGUGAGCAACCGGGGACCUGGCAGGGCAGCGGUGGCAGCGACAGCACCCACGGCCCCAGCGGCCUGAGGUAGAAGAAAAACUCAUUUCCAUCCAGCAUCCCCAUGGAGGACACAGAUAGGGGCAAAAACGAUGAUUGUUGUCGGAUGACCGAGCGGCUUGUAUCAAAAAAAUUUCAUCAAAUAACCUUUCUGAUGGCUGCCAAUAAGCAGAAGGGUUCUGUGCAGCUUCUGCGAAGUUCCAGGCCCAGUAACCAUGGCCUGUUGGUGUAACUGCACGAUCAAAGUGUGAAUUGCUGUAAACAGCCAGCUCAAACAAAAGGGCAACUUCCCUUCAGCUCUGAAUCAUCAGAAACUGGGUGAACAAGGCUGGGAACAGGACACUGCUUGGGACAAGGACUCUGUGCACAUGCUCAAACAGGGCGCCUCUGCAGGGGUGUUCAGCUUAACAGCCAAACUGCCUGCACGUGCGCAGACCCAUGGGACAUCUUGUAAGACGUUUUUAAAAAUCUACAUCAAAUUGGAGUCUUUUCUGUCGGUCCCGCUUCCCAUUGCCAGCUUUGGAUCCUGAACUGGGACUGGACACUUGCCCCUCCCUCUUGGGCUUGUGGUAGCCGCUGCUUGGUGCUGUCUGGACCCUCCCAAGUUGGCAGUCCUGCUACCGAGUUGAAUAAGAAAAAUGCCAAGAGCAUUUUUAAUCAGGGUUGGAAGUCAUAAGACUCCAAGAAGGCAUCAGGUUUUGUUCCUUUACAGGAAAGCCUCAUUUCCUAUGGAUUUCUAUAUUGUGAAAGUAACAUUUUUAGUGAAUUAUACUACAACUUUAUUUUAUUGCCUGUGUUCUCCUCACCUAGUACUGCAGCAGGGUUGCUUUCCACUCUUCUCGAAAAUCCCACACCUCCUGUGCAUCUCUUGGCAGAGAGAGUUGAAAGGCUUAAACAGGAGGCUAUAGAGUGCUGGGAACUGUGCAGCUCCACCCGUGGCACCAGAAGCCUGUACGGUGGUGCAGAGCCUCUGGGUCUCCGUUGGGGACAGCGACCUCCGAGCAGAGCCGUAGCUGCCCAGGCUGGAGCACAGAGCCCGUUAACCCGAGCAGCUCCUGGUCUCGUGGCCGGUAGCGGCCCUGAUGUCUCAGGAAUCGUGGCGGCCGAGCCACCCCACCACCUUGCAGAUCCCCAAGGCCCGGGGAGGGCGAGCGCGGCAUGCUGUCUACCUGCUGCUGGCUCUGUGCGCUGCAGCGCUGUGCCUCGCCGGGGAGCCCCUCGUGCCCACCGCCCGCAGCCUCACCUUCCACUUUGCAGCCCUGCAGAUCGGGGCGCUGCUCAAGGGCGCCUGCUUCCUGGCAGAGGAGAUCUUCCACCUCCAGUCCAGGCACCGCGGCAGCUUCUGGAGGGCCCUGAGCGCCUGCUUCCCCCUGCGCUGGCACGGGCCCAUGCUGCUUGUCUGUGGCUCAGCCUACGUGGCUCUUCAUGACGGAGAUGAGCAGCCGCUCGGCUUCCACCUCGGCCUCGCCAGCCUGUGCCAGCUCCUCAUCCUCGCUCUGGGGCUCCACAAGCCCUCAGCAGUGGAAAUAUCUGAGAUGUCUGAAAGGUCCAAGCAGAAUGUCGCUCAUGGGCUCGCCUGGUCUUAUUACAUUGGGUACCUAAAAAUAGUCCUGCCACGAGUGAAAAAGUCAAUGGAGGAAUUCAGCAGAGCCAACCCCAGUGUGCUGACAUACAGGGAGACCUGGAAACUCCACAUCUUGAUCCCUCUGAACUGUGACGUCUAUGAUGACCUGGAGAAAGCUGACAGCAAUAUCCAGUACCUGAAAGACCUCACUGAAACCACCCUGGCCCGAGCUGGCACCAAAAAAAGGAUCUACAAACACAGCCUCUACACAAUCAGGGAUGAAGACAACAAGCUCUGGCACUGUGCAGUGGAGUAUGCCACCCCGCUGCAGUCCCUCCACGCCAUGUCCCAGGACGAGUGUGCUGCCUUCAGCCGGGAGGACCGCCUGGAGCAGGCCAAGCUUUUCUACAGGACCUUGGAGGAGAUCCUGAAAGGCUCCAAGGAGUGCGUGGGUACCUACCGGCUCAUUGCAUACGAAGAGUCAGGAGAAGUAGAGCCCCACUUCUUGUCCAGAGAGAUCCUCUGGCACCUCCGGCAGCAGCACCGCGAGGAGUAUGCCGUGGGUGAGGGGAACCACCCGCGUGCCCCGUCCACAGUGCUCAACUCCACAGACCUCAGCCUCCAGAUAAGUGAGUCAGACCUGCCACAGCCUCUGCGAAGUGACUGCUCCUGAAGCACCAGCGCUGCCCAGCCCCGCACCACCACCUCGGGGCUCCAGCCCCCCCUCCACAAGCCCCUUCCUCUCGCAGCAAGUGCUGCCCACGGCAGCGAUCCCCAGCUUCCUGCAGGAGCUUCGCACCAAAACCUCCUGUGCAUCGUGUUUACUGGAAACACCUGACUCAAACCACAGUCUUGUGACAUGCUUCCCAGUUUCUUUGUUAUGUAUAUCUCAUAUAUUAAUCCGUGA
Messenger RNA from Tyto alba (common barn owl), 3142 nucleotides. It is a transcript of the gene STING1, whose product is annotated as stimulator of interferon response cGAMP interactor 1. Bases 1754 to 2908 code for a protein of 384 amino acids. The record is from RefSeq and is a predicted model, not a curated record. Lineage: Eukaryota; Metazoa; Chordata; Aves; Strigiformes; Tytonidae. Gene Ontology annotation, cellular component: endoplasmic reticulum membrane; autophagosome. Gene Ontology annotation, molecular function: cyclic-di-GMP binding; 2',3'-cyclic GMP-AMP binding. The transcript is spliced from 8 exons. Gene Ontology annotation, biological process: autophagosome assembly; innate immune response; activation of innate immune response.